Ipomoea triloba (trilobed morning glory) is the source of this 1604-nucleotide messenger RNA. RefSeq names its product serine acetyltransferase 2-like. Lineage: Eukaryota; Viridiplantae; Streptophyta; Magnoliopsida; Solanales; Convolvulaceae. The record is from RefSeq and is a predicted model, not a curated record. Gene Ontology annotation, molecular function: L-serine O-acetyltransferase activity. The transcript is spliced from 10 exons. Gene Ontology annotation, cellular component: cytoplasm; cytosol. Bases 183 to 1208 code for a protein of 341 amino acids.
GAGAGGUUGAUAUGGAAAUACAGUAAAAGAAUAUGGUGCACCACAUGAUCCUUCAUCAUCAUCAUCUUCUACAAAAACCAUUGCAACACAAUCAUCCACUCUCUCUUCCCACUUCAUAAUUGCAUGCAUAUUCCCAUGGCGAAACCCUAGGAGCUCAUAGCAGCAAGGUAAAUAUUGGUUGGAUGGCUUGUUUGAGCAACGACGCUCGCUUUACUCUGAUCCAAAUGCUCUCGACCCGGAACAAAGAGGAAUCUCCUCCCGAUAACUACGGGCCCAACCCGCCGGCGGCCAUGGCUGAGUUCCGGCUGGAAAAAGUCUUCCCGGUUUACGCAGUCGGAGUUUCGGAGCCCGACCCGAACCUGGUAGUCUCGCUCGCCAAUUCGGGUAGUGGAGUUGGCGACCCUAUCUGGGAUGCCGUUCGAGAAGAAGCCAAGUCAGAGGCAGAUAAGGAGCCCAUAUUAAGUAGCUUUCUAUAUGCAAGUAUUUUGUCGCACAAUUGCCUGGAGCAGGCGUUAGGUUUUGUUCUUGCGAACCGGCUGCAAAAUCCCACGCUUUUGGCAACACAGUUGUCGGACAUAUUCUGUGGUGUAAUGUUGCAUGAUCGAGGGAUCCAAUGUUCCAUUCGAAUGGAUAUACAAGCAUUCAAAGAUAGGGACCCCUCUUGUUUGUCAUACUGUUCUGCUUUAUUGUACCUUAAGGGUUACCAUUCGUUGCAAACACAUAGAGUUGCACAUGCAUUGUGGAAUCAAGGGCGCAAAGUCCUGGCACUGGCAUUGCAAAGUCGAGUCAGUGAGGUUUUUGGGGUUGACAUUCAUCCAGCUGCACAAAUCGGAGAGGGCAUCCUUCUCGAUCAUGCUACAGGUGUAGUCAUUGGUGAAACUGCCGUCAUUGCAAAUAGAGUUUCAAUAAUGCAGGGUGUGACCUUGGGAGGCACUGGGAAAGAAAUUGGCGAUCGCCAUCCAAAAAUAGGCCAAGGUGCACUUAUUGGAGCUAGUGCAACUAUCCUUGGGAAUAUAAAAAUAGGAGAAGGUGCGAUGAUAGCCGCCGGUUCACUUGUAUUAAAAGACAUUCCUCCCCACAGCAUGGUGGCGGGAAUUCCUGCAAAAGUGAUUGGUUAUGUAGAAGAUCAAGAUCCAUCUUUGACAAUGAAACAUGAUGCUAGCAAAGAAUUUUUUGAACAAAUUGCUGGACGGUUCCCUGCAAUGUGAUUCGACGGAAGUGUUGGGUCAUAUGCAGGCUAGGGAGGAAGGAUUCAUGAAUGCAGAUAACUGCAUUUCCCUGCUCGCUUCAAUGGGGGUGAAAAUGAUCUUGGGUUUUCACCUUGGUAAAUAUAGGGUGAUGAAGAAAAAUAAAAGAAUAAAGGCUGUUACAGAUUGGACACUGCACUAAUCAUUUGUAUUUUCUGCAAAAGAUGAUGUACUUUUUAUUCCAGUGGAUAGCUGCACUUCUCCCUUUUCUGUAGUAUAGUUGAUGCAAUGUUAAUGGGCAAAUUAUUCUGUGGACUAAGGUCCAAAGUACACAAUUUACAUAUUGAAUGUUCACAAGUUAUACACCAAUUUGAGACUCUCAUCAUAGUGAAGCAAAUAAAUGUGCAAAUUAGAUGA